AUGUUUAAUGCUCUCGCCAUCGUCACGAAAAAGUCAAAAAUCUGGAGAAUGGCCAAUAUGGCCAGAAGCAUGUUGUUGUCGAGGGUUUGGAUUGCAUACCGACCAUCUAUACCAUCUGUCAAUAGGGCUGCCACCACUAUAAGACUCGCACACGACUCACACGACUCGCAUCAUCCCGUCAGCACAGGAACAGAAUCGAAACUCCAUCCAGAAGAACUCCUCAAAGUAGCUCGCAACUGGCCGCACGAAGCCCACUAUCCAGGAAAUUUCAUCGCCAGGUCUGGUCCCGAACCCGGCUGGAACGAGCCCCGCACACAUCUAGGACAUUGUGUAGACAACCCAACAGGUGGUGACACCCCAAAGGAAGACUUCUCCUCCUCAUUCUGGACUACAUUCCUAGGCCUCGGUGUCGUCAUGGUCGCGGUAUGGAGACUCAAUGACUAUGCUACCGCUGGUAAAGAAGAACAUCCAAUCCAUACGGCUCUCAAAGGCUACAUCCCCAGUAUGCAGGAUAUCGAGGCAUCAACUAGAGACUGGGUUACCUUUAGGCAACGGGAAGCUGAUGAUCGAUUGUUGAGACAGGAAUGGCAGCCUGCCAAGGUCUGGACUCCACGAUUUGAUGGCAUGUUUGAACGGGCUUCAGACUGGUUGAUUACGCCGGGAUCACAAAUAGAUACUAGUGAUGUCAAAUUCAAACAUACGUGGGAAAAGGAUGAUGAGCUCUUUGGAGCUCCAUAUCCAAAGUCGGCGUAA
Molecule: messenger RNA, 753 nt
Organism: Synchytrium microbalum
Lineage: Eukaryota; Fungi; Chytridiomycota; Chytridiomycetes; Synchytriales; Synchytriaceae
Exons: 1
Coding region: 1-753 (250 amino acids)
Cellular component (GO): mitochondrion
Source: RefSeq, a predicted model, not a curated record